AUGGAGCCUUACAUCUCUCUGGCCCUGCUUGCUGACUUAUCGGGCCUGGUGACCAACCUGGUUUCUCUGAGCACAAAUUUCUGGGUGGAGGUCAUGGGACCUGGCUUUUCAAUUCACGCAGGCCUCUGGCUAGAUGGCCCGGCGGCAGACUUCAUCCGUGUGACACAGGCCUUCACCAUCAUAGCCGCGUUGCUCGGGCUGGUGUCGUUAGUCAUGCUUCUCUGGCACUACAUCCCCUGGCUGAUUGCCCCGGAUCGUGUCCUCAUGAUCUCCGCCGUGACAGCCUUAUCUGCAGCCUCUUCAAUGUUAGUGGCCAUGUCUGUGUACACCGCUAAGCGCUGGGAACAGAUUCUACCGCCCCAGAUCUUCCUCUUCUUCAGCUGGUCCUUCUACCUGGGCUGGGUCUCGAAUGCCUUGAUCUUCUGUGCAGCUCUCCUGAUUCUGUUUGCCCAGUAUGGCUCCCGCCGGGCUGGCUAUGGCGCUCUGUGA
Molecule: messenger RNA, 489 nt
Organism: Elephantulus edwardii (Cape elephant shrew)
Lineage: Eukaryota; Metazoa; Chordata; Mammalia; Macroscelidea; Macroscelididae
Gene: NKG7
Product: natural killer cell group 7 sequence
Exons: 4
Coding region: 1-489 (162 amino acids)
Cellular component (GO): plasma membrane
Source: RefSeq, a predicted model, not a curated record